Alligator mississippiensis (American alligator) is the source of this 13353-nucleotide messenger RNA. RefSeq names its product discoidin domain receptor tyrosine kinase 2 (gene DDR2). The transcript is spliced from 18 exons. Gene Ontology annotation, biological process: positive regulation of kinase activity; cell surface receptor protein tyrosine kinase signaling pathway; multicellular organism development. Gene Ontology annotation, molecular function: collagen binding; ATP binding; protein tyrosine kinase collagen receptor activity. NCBI's taxonomy places the organism in Eukaryota, Metazoa, Chordata, Crocodylia, Alligatoridae. The coding region runs from base 427 to 3000 and encodes 857 amino acids. Gene Ontology annotation, cellular component: signaling receptor complex; membrane. The record is from RefSeq and is a predicted model, not a curated record.
UCAGAAUGCUAAAUCGCUCGCAAAGGCAUCUUGCAUCAGCCUGUAGAAGUUUCCUCUCAGCCCGGCUUCUUCAUCAAGGGGAAGGGGAAAGGAGUUUAUUUAGUUUCUUUUUGCACAGUGAAUUACAUCUCUGGUCUUUCCUCUCCCCACUCUGGUUCAUCACUUAGGUGCUGGGCUUCCAGUGGCACCGUCCCUGUGUGAAGGAGUUCUUGUCUUGGGGCAGAGGUGGAAGAGCCUGUCCCCACUCACAGCAACUUCCUGUGUUAAUGACAAGAGCAAAACAAGCGGCUUCCACACGGAGACGUUCUGACUGCUCCUCGGGUGUCCAGAAUCUUAUUCAGUCCAAGGCCGGCAGAGACUGCUCAACCACCGCCCCAUCACCUCUAGCUGCUGUAGACUUUUUUGGUGCCAGAAUAACCUGCAGAGAUGAUCGCUCUCCCCAGACCACCCCUGCUGCUGCUUCUCCUGCUGAUCCACAUCCCAAGUGCUGCAAAAGCUCAGGUCAACCCAGGUGUGUGCCGUUACCCCCUGGGCAUGUCAGGUGGCCACAUCCCGGACGAAGACAUCUCUGCCUCCAGCCAGUGGUCUGAAUCCACAGCUGCCAAGUAUGGAAGGCUAGACUCAGAAGAAGGAGAUGGUGCCUGGUGUCCAGAGAUCCCAGUGGAGCCGGAUGACCUCAAGGAGUUCCUCCAGAUUGAUUUGCAUGCCCUGCAUUUUAUCACCCUGGUGGGGACCCAAGGUCGUCAUGCUGGUGGCCACGGCAAUGAGUUUGCACCAAUGUAUAAGAUCAAUUACAGUCGGGAUGGCACACGGUGGAUUUCCUGGAGGAACCGACAUGGGAAGCAGGUGCUGGAUGGAAACACCAACCCUUAUGACAUUGUCCUCAAGGACCUGGAGCCCCCCAUCAUUGCACGCUUUGUCCGCUUCAUCCCAGUCACCGACCACUCCAUGAAUGUCUGUCUGCGGGUGGAGCUGUAUGGCUGCGUGUGGCUGGAUGGGCUAGUUUCCUACAAUGCUCCUGCCGGACAGCAGUUUGUCCUUCCUGGUGGCACAGUCAUUUACCUGAAUGAUUCUGUCUAUGAUGGAGCUUUUGGGUACAGCAUGACAGAAGGACUGGGCCAGCUGACAGAUGGGGUCUCAGGGUUGGAUGACUUCACUGAGACCCAUGAGUACCAUGUAUGGCCUGGCUAUGACUACGUGGGGUGGCGCAAUGAGAGUACCACCAGUGGCUACAUUGAAAUCAUGUUUGAAUUUGACCGGAUCCGGAACUUUACUACCAUGAAGGUGCACUGUAACAAUAUGUUUGCCAAAGGAGUGAAGAUCUUCAAAGAGGUUCAGUGCUAUUUCCGCUCAGAUGCCAAUGAAUGGGAGCCCAAUGCCAUCUCCUCAGUGCUGGUGCUGGAUGACGUCAACCCUAGUGCACGUUUUGUCACCGUGCCUCUGCUCCACCGCAUGGCUAAUGCCAUCAAGUGCCAGUUUUACUUUGCCGACACCUGGAUGAUGUUCAGUGAGAUCACCUUCCAGUCAGACGCGGCAAUGUACAAUAACUCUGGUGUGCCCCCUGAGUCACCCGUGGCUCCAACUACUUAUGACCCAACCCUCAAAGUGGAUGACAGCAACACUCGCAUCCUGAUUGGCUGCCUGGUGGCCAUCAUUUUUAUUCUAGUGGCCAUCAUUGUCAUCAUCCUCUGGAGGCAGUUCUGGCAAAAGAUGCUGGAGAAGGCUUCUCGACGGAUGCUGGAUGAUGAAAUGACAGUCAGCCUCUCCCUGCCCAGCGAAUCCAGUAUGUUCAACCACAACCGCUCCUCCUCAUCCAGUGAACAGGAGUCCAACUCCACCUACGACCGCAUAUUCCCCCUGGGCCCAGAUUACCAGGAGCCUUCACGGCUUAUACGCAAGCUGCCAGAGUUUGCACCAGGAGAUGAGGAGGCAGGCUGCAGUGGUGUUGUCAAACCAGCCCAGGCCAAUGGCCCUGAGGGGGUCCCUCAUUAUGCAGAGGCAGACAUUGUGAACCUGCAGGGAGUGACAGGCAGUAACACCUACUCUGUGCCAGCCAUCACCAUGGACCUGCUCUCAGGCAAGGAUGUGGCUGUUGAGGAGUUCCCUAGGAAACUACUGACUUUCAAGGAGAAGCUUGGAGAAGGCCAGUUUGGGGAGGUUCAUCUCUGUGAGGUGGAAGGGAUGGAAAAGUUCAUGGACAAGGAUUUUGCUUUGGAUGUCAGCUCCAACCAGCCUGUUCUGGUGGCUGUAAAGAUGCUCCGUGCUGAUGCCAACAAGAAUGCCAGGAAUGACUUUCUGAAGGAGAUUAAGAUCAUGUCGAGACUCAAGGACCCCAACAUCAUCCGGCUGCUGGCAGUGUGCAUUGCUGAAGACCCCCUCUGCAUGAUCACUGAGUACAUGGAGAAUGGAGACCUCAACCAGUUCCUGUCCCGCCAUGAGCCCCAGGGCACCCCCACCAGCAAUGCACCCACUGUCAGCUACACCGACUUGAAGUUUAUGGCCACUCAAAUUGCUUCUGGCAUGAAGUAUCUGUCCUCUCUGAACUUUGUUCAUCGGGAUCUGGCCACACGCAACUGCUUGGUGGGCAAGAACUACACUAUCAAGAUAGCGGACUUUGGCAUGAGCCGGAAUCUGUACAGCGGGGACUACUACAGAAUCCAGGGACGGGCAGUGCUUCCUAUUCGCUGGAUGUCCUGGGAGAGCAUUUUAUUGGGCAAAUUCACGACAGCCAGUGAUGUGUGGGCAUUUGGCGUGACACUAUGGGAGACUUUCACUUUUUGCCGAGAGCAGCCUUAUUCUCAGCUGUCAGAUGAACAGGUCAUCGAGAAUACAGGAGAGUUCUUCAGGGAUCAAGGGCGGCAGACAUACCUUCCCCAGCCUGCUCUUUGCCCAGAUCCUGUCUAUAAGCUAAUGCUCAGCUGCUGGAGACGAGACACUAAAGAUCGUCCUUCCUUCCAGGAAAUCCAUCGCCUACUCCAAACAUCAACCAGUGAAGAGUGAUGCUUUGCUUCCCCCACCCAUCCUGGUGGUCCCUGUCUCACCCCCAGAAGACACUCUCCCCCCCACCUCCGCCCCCCCCCCCCACAUACACACUCACAAAAACUGAAGCCACUUCACUUGGACUUGCAAUAAAUCAUUGGCAGUUGGGCAUGUCCUUGUACAUUAAACAGCAGUAAGAGUGGGGAAAAGAAGUAAGAAGAAACCAAGGCUACAUCAGAUUUAAAUCUCUAGCUCAUUCACUAAACCAAACUCUGGAAUAAGGCUGAGAAAAAGGUUAUAUAUGAACACAAUGUUUUCUUGUGUAUCAAUGGAUUUAAGGAAACAAGGUUUGAUCUGUCCAUUUUGGAAAGGAAAAAUGUGAGAUAUACCUCCCCAUGAGGAAGCUUGUGGUACAGAGAGGAAGUGCUGGGAAUACACCAGUAGGAAGGAACUUGCUUCAGGAAUUCACCUGGGAAAAGGAAGGGAUUUGGCACAGGGAAUGCAGGUAGGGAAUGCAAUACUGAUGCACACCAUGGUGCAGGAGUUGCCAGUAGAUCAGAGUGGACUGUGCAGUUAUUUAGUGGAAAAUGGAAUGACUGGGGCUUCAAACAAGCUGAAUGAACUGAAUAUUUGCCCUGGUAGAAAUUCUCACUUGGUUUCAGCCAGUUAGGAAGCAGGAAGCCCAGACACGUGCUAUUGGGCAGGAAGGUGCAUUCUGCUUGGUAGGUGAUCAUUGCCACUGUGAUGGGGGCAUUAAAUUGCAUGCUGUGGUUCUCCUACAUCUGCUGCAGAAGCAAUAAGGCAUGAAAAACAACUGGCCUAGAGGCAGCAGAAGUACCGUCCUGGCACCAAUCUAUAUCUUCUCCAGAGCUACUCAGCCCAUCCUCCAUCUUCAAGGCUCAUAGGAUCAUAGGAAAGUAGAGCUAGAAGUGGCCUCAUGAGUGUUCUGAUGAUAGGGAUAUCCUAGAACAACCAGAUGAGGUUAGGUCUCCAAAAUCAGUGUUAUAGGGACAUGUUAGAAGGCACAUUUUAUGUCAAGUGGUAAUGUCCCUGAACAUCCCCAGUCCACCUUCUUCAUCUGUAAUGAAAAAAGGAACAUAGUUUUGCUCUUGCUAACAUGGAGGGUUUUUGUUAGCACCCACUUCUCUCUUCAGCACCCACAGCUAACAUCAUCAUAACGUUCUAAGGCUCAAUCUACACUUCUGGUGUAAGCUUGCAGGAUUCAGAGCUUGACGUAAUUAGGGCAAGUGUGGUAUUGGUUGUUGCAUCCACAAGAAUGGAUUAUAGUUUGGGCAGGCUGUUAUGCACCUGUCCCAUUUGCUCCAUCAGUUACUAGCUGAUGCUCACAGAGGCUGCUUUGCCAGUGGGAGGUUUUGGGGAUGUAAUUCCUUUGCGGUUUUUAAUUGAAAGUAAAAAUGGGGAGCUUAGAGUUUACAAUACACUUGUAUCUGUUCCUACAAGGAAGCCUAUUGUUUGCAUACCCAGUAGACCUCAGCCCUCACUGUAGUGUUGCUGGGUUAUGUAGCAUACAUGGAGGGCCCUACCUACACUUUGUGAGACAUUAGCUGCAUGAAAAACCUUGUUUGUCUUUGCAUUGAUUUGUUAACCCAGCAGCUUUUGGCACAUCCACACAAGUGAGCUUUGUAAGUGUAGUUGUACCAGUGCAUUGUGGGAUUCCCAUGAUGGCUAGCAAAGUUGAAGUUGAAAAGUUGGCGGUGUAAAUUAUGCAUGACAUCAUGGAAUCAGGGGGCUUGGCUGAAUUUAUACAACUGUUUUCCCAGCUAUACAAGGAAACAAAUACUGCAGACUGAAUUGGUUCAGCCAGAGCUAAGCUAACCCCCUCAGAUGUGAUGCCAUCGAUGCAGCCCGCUAGGAGGACCACUGCUUGGGAAAGCUGUUGUGUGCAGGAAUGGGGUCUCACAUACUUAAUGUGAUCUAGCGUAGACGAGGCCUUUUGUGUAUGUUGCUGUGAGAGUACAAUUUCAGGGGCCACACGGAGAACUUGCAACUGCCUUCCCUCAUAAAAUUCUUGCUUAUAAAAUUAUAGAAGGGGGAAAAUCAUACUGCAUCCAGAGCAGAAUAUGUAAGUGUUGUUUUCCUGAAAUUCAGAGCUUGGAAAGGCCAAGGCAUCUUUAUUUCCUGUUAAACCUAGGAGCUGUGGUACAACCAUAUCUGGUACAACCUUAUGCAUAGAAUCCCACCCACCCACAGAACCAGUCUCGCUGUUCAAACAAUACCAGUCUGAAAGUUUAAGGCCAAUAGUAAAGUCUUCAUUAUUUGAAUGCCGUUUAUAGUUUGCCCAUGAAAUUGGUUUCUCUUAAUAAUUAAAAGGAAGUUUCUGAGAUCUCUGAUCAGCAUAGGAAUGAGACUAGGCUAAGGAAGGAUAAAUAACUACCUGUGAGGGACAGGACAGGCUUUUUCUUGCUGAAAUGGAGACUUAUAUUUGUGGGUCCCUAUGAGAGCUGAUCGGUCUGAAUCACUGAAGUAGAACAUUCCCCUGAAUUACCUCAUGUAUCUGCAUUUUCCUAUUAAAGACUGUGCCUUGGGGGCUCCAUGUACUGUUCCAAACUGGAACAACUACCAUGCAUAAAAAUCCAUGUAUAGGUCUAGUUUAAAUGUCAAGCAGAUUUCUAAUAUGGCUCAGCAUUGAGGUAGCAUAGAAAGGUCCUUUCCUUCCCUGGGGAAUGGAAAGUAUAGUAGGAUUUCCCCCAUCCCAAUUUGAACUGGAGCCCCAUUUCACUAUUUAAAUUGUGCUUAUUCCUGUGUUUUACAGUCAACUUUCUACUGCUGUAGCUGGGCCCUUUACUUUAACGAAUUCACUCACCAGGAAAGAGCUGCACCAGCUGUUUUCAAGCUUCAGUUAUUCACAAGUCACUGAGUGAAUUCUCCCAGUGGCCUUAUGCUCCACAGAUCAAGGGGAAGGAAACUCUGGGUGCAUCUACAUGAGAUGCUUACUGCGCAUUAGCCUAAUAACACUUGUGCAGUAGUGUGGAGGUUAAAGACCGUCCUAAUAGCCUACUUUACAGUGUUAUUAGACUACUGCACAGUAGCAUCGCAAAAUAAUUGUGCAGUCGUAUUACUGCGCAGUAUCUCUAGUUAUUGCGCAUUCAGUAAAUAAUUAAGCAAGUACUAAACUAAAUCCUCAGUAUCUAAGGCACAUUAAUGAAUGUGUAGAUGUGCCCACUGAGAUCUCUCUCCAUCCAUGUGAAUCUUGGCAGGGAAGGAGAGAGAACAGGUGCCAACGGUAGAUGAUCAGGCCAUGCAGACAAUGGAGAGGGCAGCUGCAGGAUGAAAGCGACCAGUGAAGAUGAUGGCCAUGGGCAUUCAUGAAAAAAGUUGAGUGUGAAGACAGCUGGGCAGACUGAAAGAAAGAGGAAGGGGAGGAACAGGAAAGGAAAGAUGCAUGAUGGAGCUGGGAGCUCAGCCUGGCAGAAGGAGCAUCAGAUGACAGAGGAGGGAUCUGUGCCAGAAAGGCAAGGGUUAUUUUGGAGGGAAACAAGGGAAAGUGGAAGAGGUAGAAGAAGAGUAGUUUGGACACUAGCUUGGGCCUUGGCAGACCCAGGCUCUACUCCCUCUCCUCCUAUAGACUCCUUAGGUGACUUUAGGCAAGUGUCUGAGUGACGCUGUUCUUUCUCCAUACAGCUGAAUAAUAGCAUUGUAUUGUCAGGCAGGGGGUGGGAUGGGAUAGGGGAUUGAGGGGAAUAGGGCAAGGGAGGAAAGCAUUUCAGUGCUAUAUCCCUGGCCAGAUGAGCUCCAAGGGCCUUUCCCAUUUGUUGUUCCUUCUCACAGAUGAAUGGGUUGGAAAACAAAAGUCAAUAUUUGGGUGCUUCAGUGGAGAACUCUCUCUGGUCUCACUGCAGCAGUGAGAGAACCCUGCUCAGCCUCUCUAUGGGGGAAGAGCAGGGGGCAGACUCAAGCUAAAAAUCAUAACAGAGAUUGAACCAGAAAGCUUCUGUAGAAUGUAUGGAAACUGUAGAAACUCACUUGAAAGCUGAUUGGCAUUAAAGAAGAGCCAUAUCCUAAAGGCAAAUGAGAUGGUCCCUAUUACCAGUUGUGUCAAAGUGCUGCAGAAAUCCCCAAACUAGAGGAACUUGUCAAGCAAAGAGAAGGUUUUUUUGCAUGGAAGACAGAUGUCCAGGCAAAUAUUCAAAUAAAUUAAACAAAUUGCAUUUAACCUAGAGACAAUAGCAGCACAGGCAGCCCGCCUGUUGUGCACAAACCCAGUUUAGAAUUACAGUCUCCUUGGUAUGCUCCAGUUAAGUGCAUGGCCUCAGGACUGAAAAAAGAGGCAAUGAACUUACUCAGAGCAUGCACUUACUUAAAUGCAAGGUGUUAUGUCUUCUGGCUCCAGAAUGGUGGAAAGAUUUGAGUAGCCUAGGAGAGAGCAAGUGCGCCAUGCAGCUUAAUGGCUGGUAACUUUAUUGUCCUGAACAGGAACGAAAACUGCAAGCAAACAUGGUGCCUAAGGAGAGAAGAAACAGUGCCAUAUCUAAUGACUAAUGCACAAUACAUCACACAAAGUGAACAGUGCUCAUUAACUACAAGAAGAUAGUUAAUGGGCUACUUCAUUCAGACUCAUUACUUUGUUUCUUAUAGGGCCUUAGCUGUAGUGACAGCCCCUAGUCAACUUCACCAAUUGUGUGCUUACACAGAGCAAGUACAAUGAUGCUGCAAAGCAGACAGUGGAGAAGAGAGUUCUUAGCCCUAUAAACUGUUUAUGCACAUAACUGGUUUGCUGCAUUGUAAGUGAUAGGAAAAAAAUGGGAUUCCUGUCGUGUUAUUCAGUUAAGUGAUUGCUCCACUUAUACCAUCUGCAUAUAAGUGGGCUGCACUGUCCAUUGGAGGUAAGAAGAUAGGAAUUGCCAGGGUGGAUCAGAGCAGGAUACAUAUAGUCCAUGGUGCUGUUUCAGAUAGAAAUCAAUACAAGAUGCUUGUGAGGAAGGUCCUAGAUGAUGUUAUGGAUUAAGAGGCCUUCAACAAUAUUCUCUGGCCCCUUAAAGGUAGAUUAAUGAUUCAGCCCAAUCUUUCUCAAGAACAAAAGUGUGGUGGGACAGGAAGUAUGGGGUGGGGGCAGCUUUCAGGUGAGUGUGAGGCAGCAGUGCAUGCUGGGAAAAGGAAUCAGGAGAUGCCAGAGCUCCUCUUUGCCAGUGGUUGCUGGAUGGAGAAGGGAGUACGUGGGGAGAGCAGGGUGUGACAAGUAGGCAAGGUGCUCUUAAUGUUUCCUUCUGGUAUUCAGUAAGGCCAGACCUGUUGUUGCGCUCCAUACUGAGUGAUCCAAGGGACUGACUGGGUGUCACUCCAGGGAGGAGCUGAGGAGGUGACUACCAAUAUCAUGGAAGAACCAAGAGUUGGGGUUGUUUUUGGGCAAGCUUUUCAUUGGUGCAGGAUGGGAUGUGAGCCCCAGAAGCAGAGUUUGUGGGGAGCUUUGGGCCAGUGGCUGCCUCCUGUCUAGGGUUACGGUAGCUUCUCUGAAGCAGGAUGGGAGGAAAUCUCUCCUUCAUCUCAAGUGUCGAAAGAAGGCUGCUGAGCCUUCAACAGAGGGCUGCAGUUCUGGGAAGGGAGUGUAGCUGACUGACUGGAGCCAAUGGUUUGGACUUUCAUUAUGCUCUAGAACAGGUCGCUUUUUUCUAGUUUAGCUAAAGGCUAAAUUAAAUCAGAAGUCAGGGUCAAUAUACACCUUUACAGACUGAUUAAAUAAGAUAUAUAUAUAUAUUUCUAGAGCACAAGCUUUUGUGAACCCCAGUUUACUUCAUCAGAUGCUGUGAUCUUGAAUGAAGUGAACUUGGGUUGACAAAAGCUUGUGCUCUCUAUACAUAUCUUAUUUCAUGAGUGUAUAAAGGUGCAUAUAUACCCUGCCUUCUGACUGACUUCAGACUAACAUGGCCAAUUACCUCUCUGCUCAUGAAUUAUAUCAGCCGACUAGUUGAGAGGGAAAGUGAGGUGUAGCUGGAAGAGGGAACUGGAGCAACAGGUGUAUCACCAGGGAGAUGAUAAGAGGGUGGUGACAGAAGUUAGCUUUGGGGACAGUUUUCAUCGCAUAUCACUUUUGACCCUGCAUAUCAUCGUUAUAGGUGUUCUCAGCAUUUAUAUAAUAUCCUGCUCUUUUCUGAUGCCCACAAUGUUUGUGGUUUCUCAUGGCAGGGAGUUUGACAGAUCUAAAGGCAAGAUGGACAUACCCCAUUUCCUCUCUUCACCCUGUUCAUUAUUUUUUACAUAUCUGUAUCAUGCUUCUUACUAUGCAGCCUUUUAUAUCUCUCUCCCUCUCUCUCAUUUCAUUCAUCAGACCGUUUCAGAGACCCCCUGUAUUUCUGCGAAAUUGGGUGAAAAGGCUGAGCAGGACAUUCCAGCCUGAGGAGCUCUGGGUGGUGCUUAGGGACCAUCUCAUUGCUUGCUGACUCAAGCCACCCUGAGCUGCUUUGUAUGCAGGGCACCCUGGCCCAGCCCAGGGUCCAGGCAUCCAUGUGGAAGCUUUGGGGCGAAGUUAUUCAGUGCUCAGAAGGCUAGCUUAUUGGUGGGAGGAAAAUUAGGGGUGUUGGUUGUAGCUGUGUUGGUCUAAAGACAUAGGCAGACAAGGUUCUUUAGGUAUGUGAUAUCUUUUAUUAGACCAAGCAUGGUGGUACAGAUUAUUUUAUUAGCUGGAAAAUUUGUUCUUUGCGAGAAGAAUUAGGGAGAACCCAGAAUAAAGGGCAUGGAAGUGAUGCAGCACUGUCCUCUCCUGGCCAGAUUGUAGGAUUACAGCAGUUUGGAAUGCUGACGGGAAGCAAAACCAACCGAGAUUAAAUUAAUCUCUCCCUCACUCAUCUCAAAGCUGCCACGUCACUGGCUUAACAACCCCUCAUUAAUUAAAUAGUUGCAAGUCCAUGUGUAGAAGAGCCUUGGAGAGUUACUGGACAGACUUGGUUCUUCUGCCAUAAAGGGACCAAAUGCUGUCAAGGACCGCUCUGGCAGAGAUCACGUGGCUGUAACAAGAUGAGUCUCUCUUGCUUCUGCAAUGUGGUUGCACAGUGUUUUGUAUCCGCUUCCCACUUGCUUUCAUAGAAUCAUAGAAAAGUAAAGCUGGAAGGGACCUUCUGGGCACGUCCCCAUGAGUGGGAAUGUGCAUUCCCUGGAGACAAGUAGCAGAGAGAAGGACUGUCCGUGGCCUGCCACUACAAAGAUUUGUUAAAAUGCACUUGAGAGACUCAAGGAGGGCUUUGCAGGGCUGUGAACAAGUUCACAGGGAAGUGGUGAUCCAGGAGGCAGUCACAUCCAGAAUGGAAGUGCAGGUAGAGUCAUGAAGUGUCUUGAAGGCCAUGACAAGAAAUCUGACCCAAAGCAGAUCAAAAACCGAAUGCCCACACAGUGACUUGCCUCACAAAAAUAGAAGGUAUGAAUGAAAGGCCACUGAGUUAUUUUGGUUGGGGUUAGGAGGGAGACCAGCUUGUAGGCUGUGUUGGAGAAAGAGGGGGAGAGGAGACAGACAUACCAGUGGAGGGCCAGAAAAAGAUAUGAUUUGGACUGAGGAGCCCAGAAAGGAUUAGUGUUGCAUGGACUGCUGCUAUAAGAGUCAGGAAGGUCAAAGAAGGCAGUUUCAGUUACUAGAAAGAGAGAGACAAUGGGAUCUAGAUGUGUGAUUUUGUUGUCUAGAAAAAAGUGCAGGUGAUUUAAAUUGUUAUAAACAAGACUUGGAAUCCAGUGUAAAUCCCCUCCCACUCUCAAUGUACACCAAGUAUGGGGAAACAAAUUCCAGUGCACGACAGAUGUCAUGUCCAGAGCUCUUAACAUCCAGUGCCUUAGCCUAAUUGCAAUCAGUCUGCGUUUUAGUUGAAUGUGAUUAGGGACAGAAUUUACACUAGCUGCCUGAUUCCAAGCCCCUUGAGACUGGAGAAAAAGUGUCAUUUGGAUUCAGAUUCUGCAGGUUACACCCAGCCUCUAGGGCAUUGCAUUAGGUUUCAACCAGAUAAGUAAACUUUAGUUUUAUGAGCACAAAUAACACAAAAGAAAAAACAAGAUCCCAUCUUAGAGUUUGGUUUCAGGAAGUCAAACACUUUUUGCCCUGUUCUUAAAAAACCUAGCACCUAAAUGGAGACUACGUGUUGUGCCCAUCCCAGAGAAAAGCUGGCUCGCAGAGCUUAUGAACAACGACCAUGGAAGACACAAACUUUCAGGGAUUGUGACCCAGUGAUGUGCCAUGAAGAACAAAAUUGGAACUUAUGCAAGAGCAUCCAGGACUGGCUUGGACUGCAGAGCAGAGUUUGGUCACAUGCCAACAUGCACAGACUUAUCUGCAUAUAGUUGUUCACGUUCACACCUGUAAAAUAGUAUUGGCAAACAGAAAAAUUGGUGUGUCCCCCCUUCCCCCCUCCUGCGUUUCUCUCAGCCACUCCACAUAAUGGAUAAAGCUAAACUAGCGCUUUAGGAUCUUGUCUAGCUACUUCUGUCCCCAAAUCGACUUCCGGCAUCUUUUAAAUGCUGGGAAAUGGCCUCCUUCUAAAUAACUCUUGCAAUGAACUAAUCAGUGUGGACGUGGCACCACUGCCCUCUACUGCAUCAAAUUGGAACUGCUUCGAUGUGGGUCAUAGACGUCACACUGCUGACCGCUAAGCUUCUGCUCUCAUUUUCCCUUUUUCCUUCAAAUGGGUGAAUCUUGAGUUCUGUGGCCACUGAGGUUCAAGAAAGCAUAAUGGUGGCUGUCACAUUCUCAGUAGCCUUGAGCUAUGUACAAUAACACUAUCCUAACAUGAUGUGAGAGGUUAGAAUAAAACCAAGCAGGUCUUCUAGAUGUUGGACUGACCUAGUUCAGGCAAUGUUCUGAUCUCUUUUUACAGCAAUCACUAGCAAAGUUUGGCCCCAAAUCUGAAUUUAUUGGCUAAGAUUUAUUUUCAAAAAUGGCUGUUUGCCAUUAGGCUCCUAAGUCCAUAUUUAGGUAUCCAAAUAAGAGGUCUGAUAUAUUUUUUUCCUUCCAAAAAGCUCAAGGCUUCAGCCAAAGUCUGGUAGAGCACCUAGGUAUAGCGAGAGAUUUUGGAAAAUCACAUCUUCUUGGGUGCCCAAAUGUGUACUUCAAAAUACUAAUGUUGAGCCUCCUUUUAUCAAAAAUACAUAGGCCGUGGUGGAAUUUCCAGGCUACAGGAUUGGGCCUCAUCUAGAAUGAGCUGUGUUCUCAUCCGAAAUAUCAGUGCCUUUACCAAGACACGGCAUUCUGGACUUGGUGGUCGGGCUAGAUCUAAACAGUCUGCCCCCUAUGCCCUUCCAUCCUGCUGCUUUUAUUUUCAGUUGGCUAUAUGUCUUUCACUUCCUGUCCUAAACUGUUAUGUAGUAUCCAUGUGACAUCAGCUGCAUUCCACCCCAGAAGUCACUGCCUUUCAGUGACUUGUGUGUAUAUAUAGUUUGUAAAGAUAUCUGUAAAACUCUUCGGGUCCAAUGGGAUGAAAGAUGCUAUAGAAAUGUGUGAUAUAUUAGGUAUUAUUAAUAACUGUUUAGCUUCUUAGCAAACACAGGUGCAAAAUACUCCUUCCUUGGUACAUAGAACAAAUGUACCUCACUCACAACAGGCUCAGUUCUGCACUGUUACUGGUUUGUGGGGUCAUUUGUCCCUGAGGAGAAGGGGCAUUAAAUACAACUGCUUGAAUCUGGCAGCAUUUUGCAUGGAUGUAAAUGGGGACGUAAGGUGCAAGGCAGGAGGAAUUGGAGAUCUUAGAGCUGCAGCAUGCAUCUUGCUGAGUAUGCACCCCAAAUCUGAAAUACUGAAUCAUGAGGGACCAACCCUUCCCCCACCAACCUGAACCUGACUUUCAGAGGCGUGGAGUGCCUGUAUUUUCUAAUGCCUUCUGGCAUGGCUGGGCACCCAUGCAUGUCUCUGCAAGUCAGAUCCAUAAAGGGCAGCAGGCCAGCUUCUCUUCUCAGAGCAGCAUAACUCCACUGACUUCAGUGAAGUUACUCUGAUUUUACCCCCUGGGGUGGAGGAGGGAACCUGGCUCAGUAUUUCAUGGAUGGGAGGGAUUUGCUCCUUGCAGCUGUGUUGUAAAUAUCAAGCUUUAUAAUCUAUUAUGUCAACCUUGAUGCCUCUAAAAAUAACGUUGCGUUUUGCCCUCCCCCACUGCAGGAAAUAUGCCUCUGAAACAACAUUGUGAGCUCUUGUUGUGACUAAAGGUCCUCAGGCCCAGGGCAGAGAGCAUUCAACUGUGUUUUCCAUUGAUAAUGAAUAGUGAUCAAUUAGUCACAGUGUCUAACUACAAUGCUCCUUUCCAAAUAGCUCUCAACCACUGCUCUGGGUUUGAAGAAGAGACAUAAUCCACAUGUAUAGUUUUCUGUUCUUCCUUAUUUAUUCUGUGGAAGGCCAACAUGAAUUGUACUUCUGUAAAAUGGUAAAUUGUAAAUAACAACGAUCUUUCAACA